This is a messenger RNA of Phalacrocorax carbo (great cormorant), 7340 nucleotides long. The record is from RefSeq and is a predicted model, not a curated record. NCBI's taxonomy places the organism in Eukaryota, Metazoa, Chordata, Aves, Suliformes, Phalacrocoracidae.
UACUACAGAGCACAACUGACUGCCUUCAGUGGCUGAACAACUGCAAUUUUAGUUCUCUCAGACCUUCUUCUACACACCAUGGAGAGCUGAUGGAGUUCCUUAGGACCCUGGUAAAAUCUGUUUACUAAAGACUUUAGUGUUUGGGGAAGUUGGUUAUAUGAUGGGUGGGCGGAGGGUUUUGAGGUUAAUUAGUUAUUUCAGUCCUGACUGUGAUGAUGAUAGUUCAGAAAUUUUAUUAUAGGGGUUAGUCCUAUUUUUAUGCCAUAGCAAGGGGUUAUGUUUCCUUUUGGCCCUGCCUUAAAUAGACAAACUUGGGACAAAAUCUUUUCAUGAUAACUACCACAUGUUCAGCACUGCUAGGACUUUUUUAUAAAAACGUUGGUAAAAAACAUCUGAAGUUACUGUCUACACAAGUCUGUUACUGUUACUGCUUGUUCUUUAGUUGUAUCAGUAUGAAUUUAACUUAGCUAAUACAGAUUGUUGUCCUUUUUGCAUUAUUUAAGCAUAACUUCCUGUCUACUUUUUCUAAUUAGAAAUGUGGGAGCUACAUCCUAGCAAGCUGUACAAUUAGGCGUAACCAGAAAUUAGAUUUCAAUUCAGUGAAAAAUUCCAUCAUUUUAGAAGGCAUUUUUGUCCAAAAUUUUUAUUAGAAGUUAACCUUAGAAUAUAUGUGUGGCAACGGAAGUCUGUAAAAUUGAAUUGGCUACAUAAGUGAAGGAUGAUACCUCAGUAAAUGACAGCCUGCAAGUUUAGAUAGAAACCAUGUAUAUAUGUGUUUAUAUGAUAUAUGUAUGAGUGUCAAAACAAAUAAACAGUAUCCAGUGGAUUGUUCUUUGUCACCUCCAUGUCAUGGUUCAGUUGUAGGACAUGAACACCUUUAGGUUACAACUGGCUGUACUGGCAGCGGAAGACUGCUGUGGAGAAGUGGAGUAUUUACUCCUUUGGGACUAUGUCCUGACUAAAGAUCAAGCUUCAUCAAAUUGCCUCUCAGUUCUUUAACUCUUAAAACUGGUUGUUGAUCUUUCUGUCACCCUUGAAUCCGCUGGAUAUUAAGCUGUGUCAAAUGAGGAAGUAAUCUCUAGAAACACCAGGUCUUUAGUGUUCAUGUGGCGAAGAAGUGAUUUUGUGCCCUUCUAACACAGGUGAUCAACUUGAAUGUUGCUGUUAAUAAUCACCCCAUUCAAGGGUGUCAGAGACUGCUACAUGUCAUACUUGAUCUAGACAAAAUGAGAGAAUCCUGGAAAAUGCUGACUUACAGAGUCUUCUCUUACUCCCUUUAGUCCAGUUAGAUCCUUACUUAAACACCCUCAGAAGAAGGCAUGGCAGUGAUGACCUGCUUGUGUCCAUUCCCUGCUUUCUUCCCGCUCCACGGUCUAUUCAAGCCAUAUACCUGGACACCAGGUGGCGGCAUUUGUUUGGGAAACACCAGCAUGUCCCCAUCUCUGGAAUACGUCGGGUGUAUCUUACACAAAAUGUGCUUUCUAGCUCUUCAGCUUCCCACGAGUUUACUGACUGCAUGACUGUGGGCUGUAGAGUCCGGUUAAGCCUUGAGAAUGGCUCUGUGGCAGGCUGCUAAACAAACAGCGAAGUGUGAGAAGCCUUAAAGUCUCAAUUCCGCACAGCUUAUCAAGAAAACGUCUGUGGAGCUCAGGAACUUGGCUAUCACUGUUUCCAGGCUCACGGCGUCUUAGAUAAUCCAGCCUGUUGCAUAGAUGAGACUACAGAUGAAAAGUGUUUAUGUAUUAGCAUAGACAAUCCAUCUGUAAGAAGUUGUGCUCGCAGUGUAUAAUCUUCAGCUCCAUAAACAAGUCUGCAGUAAACUAUUUUCAAUAAUAUUCAGCAUUAAUGAGAUUAUUACGAUCUGACCUUUCUUAAAUGUGUAUCUCCGUCCGUUGAACUAAUUACUCAGUUGACUUAAUUUCUCACUUGCAAGCUUUUAAUUAAGUACUAUAUAAUACAUCUUCAGUAAUAGUAACCUUCCUUCUAAUUCAGGACAAUAUCCCGAUUCAUUGUUAUCCCUUAUUAUGUGUGUUUAUUUUGCUAUGGAUUUUGUUUAUCUUUUAAGCUGCUGGGACAAUUAAAAAAAAUAGUGCAAAGUUCUGUAUGUGCUUUGGCUGAGGUGCUGCACUUAGGUUUAUUGUUAGCAGGGUGUUCUCAUGCAUUUGUGAACUCUCAUGGAAAUACUGAGGCUCCUCAUGAAGCCUCAAAAUGUUAAUUAUGUGAAAUUUCAUCAUUCUGUGUACUGUUUUGUAAUUCUAAAUAUUUAAAAGCUGAAUAUGUACGUGAACACAUUUUUAUUAAUUUGUGAUUCUGCUAAACUAAUGACAUAAUCUUUUUUUAACAUCUUCAUCUGUUGGGUUUGUUUAUGGAUAUGAUAGGUAGUAGUCUGUAUAGGUGGUAGUCCAGUUGGUAGACCGCAAAUGUUUUCCUAUAUAUUAUUAUCACUAACUUUCUAUGCGCAUAAAAGAACUUUUCAUGCUUCUCUAAAACCCUUGGUUACUAAUUUGGAUCUUUUCUCUUGGGUAGUUUUGGCAUCAUCUUCUGAAGCAUUUUUACAGGUUAAUUUUUAAAUGGAAAAGCCUGUGUCAAUCAAUACAGGCAAUGUUCAAAGAGACUUGAUGACCCUGUUUCCAGGGCUUCAGAGUUCACUUCAGGGGCUCUUUUUCUGAAUAACACAAAGUUGGCAUCUGAAAAGUCCCUAUUUUUAAUGCUUUAGUUUAGGUUCUAAAGGGCUUGAAACAAUACUUAGAUUCCUAUUGGCUUUCAUGAAUAAAAAUGUUUCUGCUUAACCUUAAACAGCAGUAGGGAUUUGCUUGGAAGAUAUUUUGGAUGCAUCAUCCAAAGACAUCAGUUACAUUCACUGUUUUGACAGCUUCUCUUGUUUUGUUCAUUUCAGAAUGCAGUAUUUGAGCAUGAUUCAUAACAAAAACUUUGUCUUUAAACUCCAGGAGUCUACCUGCGGAGACUCGACUCUUCAGUAUAGUGCAAAGCUUGCUGAAGAAUGAGCAAAAUCAAGAAGAAAUGAUACUUCACUUCCUUCUGGAUCUCUCUAGUCAGUGUGGUGUCUCAUUUCCCUGUACUCCAAGUGGGACGUCUUUUGAGUUAACAUCUUCCCUUCAUGCUGUUGAGGAUGAUUCAGCUAUGGAUGUGAAGUCUCUCUGGGAUGACGUGAGAUUGCAUCUUCGACGAUUUUUAGUAAAUAGGCUGCAGAGUCAAGAAGAAACAAAUACUAACACUUUACAACCACAAAUGGAGUUUAAAACUCAGUGCAUACAGCAACUUUUGUUUCUUUAUCCCGAAGCAGAAGUCUUAACGAGGUAUCAAAAUAUGCAGAAUAAACUGGUUAGCGAUCUUCUACAGAACUGUAUUUUGUCUAGUUGUGGUGAAACAAAUUUUGAUAAGGUGGUUCAUGGUUACCAAAGUUCCAUACCCACAUUGUGCACAAUGAUAAAAGAGGAUUUGUAUAUACUAAGUGGAACUAUUGAUCCUUCUUCUUCAUUGAAGUUUAUUAAUGAAACCUAUCUGGACACCAUCACUGAAGAAAUGACAGUUCUUCUUGAAAGACUUUGUGAGCUGCAGUUCAAAGAAAAUGCUCUACACAUAGUUAAGGCAAACAAGAUUUCAAAGAAGCAGAGAGGAACAGUUCAUGCUGUGGCCUCCCAAGAAUACCACAAAAAAGGAAGGAACUUCUGCUUAACACUGUAUCAACUCAAAUGUCUUUCUCAACUUACCAAACUCUUUUUACUAAUGGAAGAAAAAAUUGAAGAGCUCUCUGCAGAAAUUCUGUUGGUGCCUUCAUUUACGGAGAAGAAUAAGAAUAUUCAAGGAGUUCUGAAGAAAGCUGGUGGGGAGCUUUUAAUAGGAGAAACUAGAGCAAAUGAAACCAGUGUGCUUCCUGAACAGUUACUUCAGGUAGAAGAGCCUAUUUUUCUGAAUUUUGGAUGGAGAAAUGCAUUUAAAGACCUGUCUUCUUCUGUGGCUCACUGUAUAACAAUAGCGAUUGAGGAUUUUUCAACUAAAAUUCUUCAACACGAGCAGAAAGAAGAGUGUUCGGCUGCAGGCUAUGCAAUGAGUCUUGUAAACAACCAGCAAAUGAGGGAGUCCUGCGGAGCAGUCCAACAUGAGGAGCAACCAAAACGAAUUGCUAAGUUUUGUUCUGACAUCAUGGAAGAACUUGACACAUUGCUUCCAUUGGCUCUGGCAUGCAGAGAUGAUUCUCUUCAGGAAAUUAGAGCAAACUUUUUAGAGGCCUGCAGCAAAGUGGCAACAGCUGUCCUGGCAAGGCUGGAGGAGAAAAGCAAAGAUGUUCCCUCCAAGGCUCCCCUGCAAGACUUGUAUGCUGCCCUUUCCACAGCGAUAUAUGUCUUUCAGCAUUUUACAAUGUAUAGCAAUUUAAUGAGAGAAACGAUCAAAAAACCCCUGUUCCUAGUGCCUGUGCAACAAUAUCAGGAAUUCAUCAACGUUCUCCAGUUUCAAGUUACGAACUACUGCGUCAGAGUUUGUGCUACAAGCAUUUUACAGGAUGCUGAGAGCCACCACUGGGAUGACUACAAAGCUUUUUAUGAGGGGGAAAGAUGCUCAUUCUCUGUCCAGAUGUGGCAUUACUUCUGCUGUGCUCUUCAUCAUGACCUGUGGACUAUUCUACCUCCCAAGACAGCCCAGGAGAUUCUUACAGAUGUACUAGAGGAAUCUUUGUCUAUGCUCUCCUCCAGAUAUUGUCAGGCCUGUCCCAGUUAUAAGAGAACACCACAAAUCAGAAUUGACAUUGCAGCAAUUUUGAUGUCCACUGAAGAAAUGCUUUGGUCAGUUUGCAGCUCUGUACAGCAGUUUCUGAAUCCACGUGAAGACAGAGAUCUGAAGAUCUAUAAAAUACAUAGCCACUGCAAUAGUCUGCUCUCCGUCUUGGCUAUUUUAACUUCACCACUGAAGAACUUGUAUGAGACUUUUCUGAACAAUUCCGAAGAACGUCUUCCUCAAGAUUUUUCAAAAGUCUGUUAUCAUCCAUUACACUGGUUAUUUUACAUACCAUCAUCCUGUUCUUCCUUACUGAAGACUCCAUCAGCCAGAGAAAUGGCAGCCCAGGGUCAGCUGAAACUGCUCUUAUCCCAGCCAUACUGUAAUUUGAACUUGCUUUUGGAAACAUUGCUACAUCGUGAUUGCCUCUUAGUGAAAAUUUUACUGAGGAGUUCAAGAAAUGGAGUAUUGAAUCAUGAUGAACAAUGUUCUCUCUUAGAACAGAUAAAUAACAAACAGCCUACUCUGAUUGAAACAAUCUUCACAGUAUUGUCUUACUGCACUUUAUCACCCAAAUCUCUUGGCAUUGCUUUUGAGACGUACAUGGAAAAAGAGCAGCUGUGGAAUUGCUUAUGCAAUAUGACAGUUUCCAGUUGUGGUGAGUCGGAGCCAGAGGUUAUCAGAUGUUUGAAGUUGACUUUGAUUAAUUCAGUCAAGGGUAUAGUGAAGCAGAUAAUUUCUUUGAUGCAUUCAUGGGAGGCAACAGAAAACUAUGGAACGUACCAGCACAAGCAAAUAGUUCCUGAAAGUUUACUGAAAACAGUUCCAAAGGAAUGGAAUUAUACUCCUCGGGAAAUGAAGAGAAAAGAAUCUGGGAAAUGCUUCACAAGGCUUGCAGCUCAGGCAGUAUCUAUUGUAAUCAGCAAGUUACCUACAGUGAUUGCAUGUUUGCCUCCCCCAAUUAAGUACUUCUUUUUUCUGGCUGAGAGAAAAAUGUCAAGAAACUUUGCUGAAUUGAAGAAAGCUGGUCUGCUUGUCUGGAACUUGAUUGUAAUUAUAUGUCGGAUAUUUGAGGAUGGAAAUUCUGCAGAACUUUUAACAGGUGCAACACUUGACAGAUGGAGCAAAGAAAAACUCAGUUUAGUUCGUGUGUGCUUAGAAAGUAUUAUGGGAAAACAGAAAAGUGGUCCUAAGCAAGUGACCCAGAAGGUUAUACAAAGCAUUGAACAGCAAAGACCAAACUGGAUUGAAAGCCAGUUGCUGAAGGCAAGAAAAUUGAGCACAGACUGUGCCUCAGUCACAGUAGAAGGUGCAACGUUAGAGGAAGGAGGUACUGCACUUGGAUUCACUGAGCAGAAAAUAAACAUGAUGGUCCUGGAUAUCUGCCACAAACCAGGUGGCAGCGAGUACCUGAGGCAAAUUUAUCACAUCAUCCGGCUCAAUGAGGAAUAUCUGAAACAGCAGCUGUCUUGUGAGAAUUCUUCUGAAGAUGGCGUCAGCUCCAGUCAGUGCCUGCCUUUGGCACUGAAGGGCAAAGAAGAGCAGCCUGUCUUCAACCCUUUCCAGGUCUACAGACAAUCUUGUGCAAGAGUGUUCGAUCAGUCAACCAUUACUGAAUGGAACUGGGAUUGGUCAAACUUGCUGCCAAGUUAUUUGGGACUGAAUCAGAUGACCUUCAGGGUGCUGCUGGCACACAGGUGGGAGAUGAAAGAAGGUGCAGAUCUUGAAGACGAGGAGAAAGUUAUGGUGGAACACUUUAAAAAUGUUUAUUUGACACAGAGCACUCCUACCUCAGAGGAUAAAGAAGAAUAAUUACCUUGACAGGUUUCGGGUAGCACCUUUUUUCUGAAUUCAACAUGAUUAACUUAAUGGCUUAGUUAUAAGUGACAGGACUAGAAAGCUCAGGAAUAUAUAUCUUGAGUAGGAGUUUUAAGCUAAAGAACGUUCCCCUGUUAUUGUCUAGUCACCCCAUCCAGGCAGCAAUUGUUCACACAUGCAUAAGGCGAGCAACAGUAUGUGAAAAUGUCAAUGUCUCAAACCAAGGAGGGUGUAUCUCGGUACUGCGGAGGCACAUACCUCAAUGCCAGACCAAGAACGGUUUCAGAAGUAUAAAACUCUCUCUGAAAAUAAAGCCACUUCGGACACGUGCUGUGCUAUGCUUCCAUCGACCCCUUCGGAGUCAAGUCAGCCCACCCCCGGCUAGUGUCACCCAAGGACCUUUUCUCUCCCUUGGUGCUUGUGUUCUUGUUAGUCCUGCCAUUAAAUCACGCAAAAUGUAUGAAAAAGAACAGGUAUAGGCCAUAGGUCCACAGUCCUUUGUGAGUUUCUCUGGGAUGAGCAUGCCUGGCCAUUAUUCCCACGUAAAAGUGCGUCGGCUUUAUUGGCUUCACAAAUCCUAACUUAACAUGCAGUGUAUGUUAUGGCUUAAAAGACACAUUAUAGGGAAACUUGUUAGCAGCUUUUAAAGUUUUGAGAAGCAUCUUUUUAUUGAAAAGAAUUGUUCACAGGCAUUGCUCAAAGGACUAUCUUAACAGUGAACUGAGAAGUGAAAUGAUAAAGAAUGUAAUAUUUAUUUCUGAUAGAGUAAAAUUUCAUUUUCAAAGUAA